Messenger RNA from Fimicolochytrium jonesii, 1490 nucleotides. Its product is annotated as S-adenosyl-L-methionine-dependent methyltransferase. The transcript has a single exon. The record is from RefSeq and is a predicted model, not a curated record. Lineage: Eukaryota; Fungi; Chytridiomycota; Chytridiomycetes; Spizellomycetales; Powellomycetaceae. Gene Ontology annotation, biological process: RNA methylation. Bases 180 to 1448 code for a protein of 422 amino acids. Gene Ontology annotation, molecular function: methyltransferase activity.
CAUGUCGCAAGAAGUCAGAAAGCCGCCUCAGGCCGCGUUCUCAUGUUCAACCCCACUGGACCCGCGCGUGUUCUCAAGGUCCCUCCCCCCUCUUCUCUGGGCGUUUCUCCCAAAUCAGGCUCCUCCCACAGUCGCUUCAGCGUCAACACGUACCAACGAACGCUGAACCCACCACACGCAUGCACAUCGCAAAAGACGUCACGACUUCAAUAUCAAAAACCCGCGCAAAACUCCGUCCCCUCUUCACCCAUCUCGCCUCCAUCUACACCCCCACCCAGCUCGAUGCACUCGCCGUCGCGUUCGCAAACCCUCGCCAGACGACGUUUAGGAUCAAUACGCUGAAACUGGGUUUGGGGUUGAUGGACGGUGAGGGGGAUGGGGCGUCGUCGAAUGAGGAGGGAGUUAAGAAAAGGGAAUACAGGACGAACGACAAAGACCCCCACCACACCGAACGCACCCGCAUCCUCUCCCAACUCACAUCCUCCCUCUCCCCCAAACACCGCUCCAAACGACUCACACCAGCCCCGUUCGCACCACGCACUGCUUUCGGGCUCCGCAACGACGCCGCCUCGCCUUUCAUCGAUGUGCGGCAUCUCGCCCAUUUACCCGUCGUCAAAAUGGGGCUCGUGCAUUUCCAGGGUUGGAGCUCCAUGUUACCGCCGCUGGCUGCUGGUGUGGGGAGGGGGGAGAGGGUGUUGGACAUGUGUGCAGCGCCGGGGGGGAAGACGGGGAUGCUUGUUGAGGGGGUUGUCGGGUCGUUGGGUGGGAGUCGAGAUGUGAAGGGUGCGAGGGAUGGGAAGGGUAUGGUGGUAGCCAACGAAAUCGAGCACGAGCGCGCCCAGCGUCUCACGACCAACAUGGACACACUCGUACCUGCACAUCUACGGCAUCUCGUCCAUGUUCAGAUCAAAGACGGGCGGAAACUGCCAGCGUUCUACAAUCCGCCCCCCGCCGGCGUCUCACCAGCCCCACCCUCACAACAACCCCAACCACACCCCGCAACCCUGUUCACAUCCAUCCUCCUCGACGCCCCCUGCUCCGGCUCCGGCACAAUCGCCCUCGCCCAGCCCGCCACCUACACCCACUGGACCCCGACCUGGGUCCUCAAACACGCCCGCCUCCAGCUCCAACUCCUCCACGCCGCCCACGCCCUCCUCUCCCCGGGCGGACACCUAACCUACUCGACAUGCACUCUGAGCUGGGAGGAGAACGAGGGUGUCGUGAGCGCGUUUCUGGCGGAGGCGGGCGAUAUGAAGAUUGUCGAGCUGGCGGGCGGGUUGGGGGAGAUGAGGGAUCGGGGAGGCGAGAAGGCGUUUUCGGCCGGGUUGGCGGAGACGAAGGGCGAGAGGGCUGCGGGCGGGAUGGAGAUGGCGCUGCGGGUGUUUCCGGAUGAAUUGUAUGAGGGCUUUUUUGUGGUUAGGAUGCAGAAGGGUAUCUGUGAAGGGUAGAGCGUUAGAUGAUAGAAAGGAGUGUAUAGAGCGUUGACUUUU